GGGGUUAAUAUAAACUGCUGACACAGAAUCUCCCCGUCAGGCUGCGAGGAGUCGUCUCUCCUCCUCUUCUGGCACCCAUUUCAGUCUGAUCGCCGACAUCCCCGAGUGAGCAGCUCCUGUUGCCCCGGCACAGAGGGUUCGUCUCCUGAGUUAACAGCUCACCUCCCGGUCUUGCCGCCGCGGCAAGGGCCAUGUGCCCCCGUUUCAGCUGCCCAUGUGCCUCGGGGCUGGGCUCGCCACGGCAACAGUUAUACCUCUCGGUGCCUGGACCGCUGUAGAGAAGCCCCGCCGCCUCGGGUGGUCGCAGCCGGGGGCCGGAGGGGCGUUAUUCACUGGUCAUGGAAUAUAUGUUCCGCAAGAGGAAGCUGCUCAAAACGCUGCUCAGCCUGUCGCUGUUCUUCGCCACCGUAGCCUUCAUCCAGAAGCUGAAGUUGGGUGACGGGGUGGGCCUGGGGCUGCGGGAGGCGGCGGACGCCAGGUUGAUCCCAGCCUGGCACGGUACCGAGAGCGGUCCGGCACGGACUAAUGGCAGCACUGACGGAGGCGGGGAGGUGGAGGUGGUGGCGGGGGCGGCUGUGUCCGGCAGCCCAACCGGUGUCGCCGCUCCCCGGACCUGGACCGUGACGGUGACCAACUGCAGCCAGAAUGAGUCGGUGCGUGGCCUGAGCUGGUUCUCGGCGCUGGACGCCAAGUUCCAGGCGUACGUGCUGUACCGCCACUGCCGUUACUUCCCCAUGCUGCUCAACCAUCCCGAGAAGUGCGCAGAGCCCACCGACCUCCUCAUCGUCGUCAAGUCGGUGAUCGAGCAGCACGACCGGCGGGCUGCCGUCAGGGAAACGUGGGGCCGGGAACGCAGCAUUGGAGGUCGCAACAUCAGGACUCUUUUCCUGCUAGGCACACCGAGCGACGAAAAGGAUCAGCGCAACCUGCAGAAGCUUCUGGAAUACGAGGACCGUUUGUACGGCGACAUCCUGCAGUGGGACUUCAUGGACACUUUCUUCAAUUUGACCCUCAAGGAGGUCAAUUUCCUCAAGUGGUUCGACAUCUACUGCCGCCGCACCCGCUUCGUCUUCAAGGGUGACGACGACGUCUUCGUCCACACCGAGAACCUGAUGGAGUUCCUGGACUCGCAAACCGACGGCCCCCAGCACGACACCCUCUUCGUGGGCGACAUCAUUUUCAGGGCACUGCCCAUCAGGAACCAUCAGAGCAAGUACUUCAUUCCCAAGCAAUUGCACGACAAACCCUAUCCGCCGUACGCGGGCGGCGGCGGUUUCCUCAUGGCUGGUCCACUUGCCAGGCGCCUGGUGGCCGCCUCGGAGAGCAUCGAGCUCUACCCCAUCGACGAUGUGUACCUGGGCAUGUGCCUGCAGAAGGUAGGCGUCGAGCCACAACUGCAUUACGCCUUCAGGACGUUUGGGGUCGUCAAGCGCCGGGUGAGCCCCAUGAAUAGUGAUCCAUGCUUCUACAAGAAUUUGGUGGUUAUCCAUAAACUCAGCCCCAAGGGCUUGCUGACGAUGUGGAACACUGUCCACAACCGAACCCUCAUCUGUGCCAAGAAGUAUUUUAUAAACCCAAAUGUGUAAUCUCACCAAAUAACUUGAUUCCAGACUUCCCUGUACAUUAGAAAUGUAGGUAUUUGGUGUAAGUUUGGAACGAAUUGUUUAGAAUCAGCUUGGUGUGUAUGGUGAGAGUUCUUCAGCUCUUAUGUUUUGAGUGUGGAUAAACUGAGUAAAGGUACUUUUAAAAAGUAAGAAUUGUAUAUUUUUGAAGUUUAUUUUUACACUCUGUAACGUCCACAAAUAAGUUAUCAAUUGGCACCGAGUUCUUUUAAGAGAGGAGACCCGAAUCAGAGGCUGAGAGCCACUUGUCUCUAUUUUUACAGAUGAAAACAAUAGCUUUAGAAGACUGGUUAAAUGUGAUUUGGAUAAUGACACUAGGUAGCACUUGGUGACAAGGAUAUAGGAGUAAAAUUAAUGUAGCAAAAAUGAUUUGCAGCUUAAAUGAUACUAAUUUCUCAGACUCCAGUUUGAAAAGGAAUAAUUUUAACUUUAAAACCAAACCAAAUGUCAGUCGUUGUUCCUUUCCAUUCCCAUCCCAGCCCUUUUAUAUUAAGAAAAAACUUCUACCAUGACAACAGGUGUUUGAUUUAAUAUAGCUCAAUGAUUGACUAAUUGUGCAUAACCUUAAUCGAAUCAAAUACUGUCUUAAAAUUCCCCAUUCUCAUUGCCCCAAAUCAGGAUAUUUUAUUACAGUAUUGAUUUUUGGCUGCUGAUGAAUAGCAGGAGUCAAAUUUCAGAGAUCCUGCCCUUGACUUGGUUUGCUGCCAGAUAGAUUGCAUCCUUGUUUCUGAUUUGAAAUAAAGGAUCUUUUUGACCUGAAUUUAAGUGCAAGAUUAUUGGUUCUGGUGCCAUUUCUAAGGGUAGGAGGUGAAGCAAGCAAUUUGGUGAUGCCUCUUUCUUGCUUCAGUUCAAAGUUGAGCUUUUCAACCAAAAGGUUGCUGUUACAAUCUAUUUUGGUAAGAAACUUGCAUUUAGAGGUGGAUUAUCGCCCUUGUUUUUUAUUAGGAAACUCGACAGUAGAUGUUCUAGUAACGAAACCACCAAGGUCUGUUGUCUGAUUAUAUUGUAAUGGUGGACAUGGUAUUUGGAUGAAUGUCAGUCCUUAACCUUUUAGGAAUAUAUGAAAGCCAUGCAGUGCUGUGCACAAUCCUGAAAAUAAUCAUUGGCAAAUGGCUAUUCCUGAAGUUCAUUGACCAGCAAAUUUGUAAAAUGUUUGCCUGACAAUAAUGGGGGGGGGGAGGGGGAGGAAAAAUAAAGGGAACCUGUAACAACCUUGUGUAAUCUUCCCAGUUUCUGAGCUAUAUCCUUUCAAGUCAAAUUUUUUUUUUUCUUCAAUGCUUAAACCUUUUGGAAAUCAUGAUCUUUAGAUCAUUUAUAAGAUCAGAUCAAAUUAAUAUAUUGAAUUAAUAAUUCUGCAAGUUUUUGAUAGUUUAAUAUUUUGUAAAAUGUUGUGCUUGUUUGACUGGUCAGGGCCAUUAAUUUCUGUCUUAACUUCAGGUGCUGCUCCAUGGUCCUGAUGAAGGAGCUAUGGAAUUGCUGAAGUGCAUGGAAUUUUAUAUUUGUGCUUCCGUCUGUCAUUGUUUCCAUGUCCUACAUGUGAAACUGCCUUAAUGAAGCAUUCCACAUUGAAGCAAGUGAGCCAGAAAAUGUGUGACAUGAUUUGUCAUGAUCUAUGGACAAAUGUUUGAAGCAUUGUCAACAAAUAGUCCUUCCAAACUGGCAACCAACCUUCUCUAUAUAAUUUAAUAAGUCUUUAAUAUUUAAAACUAUUUGUCUUGAGGUCCAGGAUUUUUGGCAAAAUUUGAAAAUAACUUGCAAAAAAUGUUUUUGUUUUGUUAGAUAUUAACUUUAUUCAAUGUUUGAGAAUCUUGCCAACAUAAUCAAAAUUUAACUUGUACUUCAAAAUGUAAUUAAUAAAGUCCAAAAUUACUUUCUUUA
Mobula hypostoma (lesser devil ray) is the source of this 3500-nucleotide messenger RNA. RefSeq names its product UDP-GlcNAc:betaGal beta-1,3-N-acetylglucosaminyltransferase 7, like (gene b3gnt7l). The transcript has a single exon. The coding region runs from base 339 to 1586 and encodes 415 amino acids. Gene Ontology annotation, molecular function: UDP-glycosyltransferase activity; hexosyltransferase activity. Gene Ontology annotation, cellular component: Golgi membrane. The record is from RefSeq and is a predicted model, not a curated record. NCBI's taxonomy places the organism in Eukaryota, Metazoa, Chordata, Chondrichthyes, Myliobatiformes, Myliobatidae.